Molecule: messenger RNA, 5260 nt
Organism: Psammomys obesus (fat sand rat)
Lineage: Eukaryota; Metazoa; Chordata; Mammalia; Rodentia; Muridae
Gene: CUNH4orf33
Product: chromosome unknown C4orf33 homolog
Exons: 7
Coding region: 206-805 (199 amino acids)
Source: RefSeq, a predicted model, not a curated record
CUGAGUCGCUUGCUUGGCGCCUUCCGCAGUGGCGCGUCGGGUACUCGAGGUAGUGUGGCGCAAUUGGUUUUUUUGAAACCCAAGUUCCUCCCUGUAGGACCUGGACUAGCUGGGCAGAACCUAGGAAGGAGCCUUCUGCUCUGACCCGGGCCAAAAGAUCACAGCCAGGGCCAAACGAAGAGGAGCUUCCAGGUCUGUUCUACAGAUGCAUUUUAAAAUUGAAUCCACUUGGGAUGGUUUUCCAGUGAGGCAUGAGCCAGUAUGUGUCAGGCUGAGUCCAGGUGACAAGGGAGUGAAGAUGGAGGUUACUGCUCCAUUUUUCAACGAUCCUUCAGCCCCUCUUGGAGAACCAGGAAAGCCUUUCAGUGAACUGUGGAAUUAUGAAGUUGUAGAAGCAUUUUUCUUGAAUGAUAAAACUGAGCAGUAUUUAGAAGUUGAACUUUGUCCCCAUGGACAGCAUUUAGUUCUUUUACUCUCUGGAAGAAGAAAUGUUUGGAAAAAAGAGCUUGCGUUAUCAUUCAAAGUGGCCAGAGGAGAGACUAACUGGGAAGGCACAGCUUAUCUUCCUUGGAGUUACUUCCCACCAAAUGUGACACAAUUUAACUCCUUUGCAAUUCAUGGAUCAAAUGAUAGAAGAGAGUAUGAAUCCCUUUAUCCUGUGCCACAGCAUGAACUGCAGCAAGGACAAAAACCUGAUUUCCAUCGUCUAGAAUAUUUCAAGCCUUUCAGUUUCAACACACUUCUUGGAGAAGAAUGGAAGCAGCCAGAAUCAGACCUGUGGCUGCUAGCGAGACCUGAUAUAUAGGAGUAUUGUAGAUAACCAACCAUGUCAAUCAUUCCUCCUUUGUACCUUUUAAGGUAAUCUAAUAAGAUACAUUAAAUGCAUUUCAACAAAAACACAUUUUAACAGAGGUCAACGAAAUGUAGUAUCUCUGGCAAAUUAUAUUUGGUGAACAAAGAAAUAGAAACACUGUGUAACAUGAAAUAAUUUUUAUUUAAAUAUCCUCUCUGUUCUUGAAGUUAGUAUAAAACAAUGAUCUACUUUAGUUGAUGAGACUAUCUAAUCUGCUAAGGCAUCAAUGUAGAAGAGUUAUUUAACUAGAAACUUCUACUGUGUAGGAAGAAAUGAAAUAGUUUUGAAUUAAGGAAAUGAGGUUGCUACUUUUACUUAUUGAUAAGUAAUAUUUUUUAAUGCUGUUAAGCAAGGUGUCAGAAACCUUCAUUUGAUUUUUGAAGUGUCAAACAUUUCUGAUUGAAGGUAGACCCUAAUAUAGUAAUUCAGUACCUCUCUCUUACAUAAGUGGGUCAUGCAGGCAAAAAUUUCAAAAAGAGGAGCCGCAGAGUGAAACUGCACCACAGAUCAAAUAGACACAGCUGCAGAGUAUUCCACCAACAGCUGCAGAAUGAACUUGAUUUUCAUAGGCGCAUCAAACAUGUUCCAGAAUAAGACCAGUAACACAUUUGUUGCAAUGCAGAUAGCUUUAGCUGCUUGGAUUUAUUUAUACCGGAAGACUUUUAGAUCUGAUAAACAAAUUCAGCCAAGUGACACAAUACAUUCAGAAUACAUACAAAAAUAAUAGAUUUUCUACACAUCAAUAACCAAGCUGUUGAGAAAUCAGGAAAGCAGUUUCACUCACAUCAAAAAGAAUAUUUAGGAAUAAGCCUUGUGGGUUAGUUACUUUUUUCACUGUAGUUAAAAAAUAAUUGGCAAAAGCAACUUGGUAAAUGAAGGUUUUUAUAUUGGUUCACAGUGUGAGUCCAUCAUAAUGGGGAAAGCAUGGCAACAGGAAUUUGAGGUGGCUGGUCACAUUGUGUCUACAGUCAAAAAACAGAUGAGUGGUGGUGUUGAGCUCACUUUCUGAUUUUCAUUCAGCCCUGGACCCUGUCCCAUGAAAUGAUGCAGACCUCAUUCUGAGUAUGUUUUCCAUUCUCAAAUCUUUUUGGAAACACCUGGAGUGCAGCUUCUAGGUGAUUCUAACUGCAGUUAAGCUGACAUUGAAGAUUAGUCUUCAUAUCUUGCUGAGGUGAUGAAAGGCUUUUACAAUGAAAGUUAUAGAACAUUGGAGAAAAAUUGAAGAAGACAAUAGAAGAUGAUAAGACAUUCCAUGUUCUUGGGUCAGUAGAUUUAGUACUGGGAAAAUAGCCAUAUGAAAAUGAACUAUCUAGAAGUUUAUAUGAUCACCUUCAAAAUUUGAAUGACAUUCUUCAAAUAGCUAGAACAAUAUCCUGAAAUACGUAUGGAAGCACAAAAGACCUAUAAUAGGUAAAGAUGUCCUGAGUACAAAAAAAAAGUAUCCCAAUAUCUUAUUUCAAGUUAUACUACAGAGCUGUAGUAAUAAAUGAGACCAGUACAAAAGCAAGCAGUAGACCAAUGGACUAGGACAGAAGAUCAAAAAAUUAACCCACACAGGCAUAGAUACCUAAGUUUUGACAAGGAAACAAACAAACAAAAAAAAAGAAAACAUGAGAAAAAGUUUCCUCAACAAGUGAUGCUGGGAAAAUAGUGUAUUCACAUGGAAGACUAGAGCUAGAUCCCCAUUUCCCAUCCUAUGAAUACACGAGCCCUAAUACUUAAUGUAAGAACUGAAACAUUGAAGCCAGUAGAAGAAAACAUAAGGAAAGUACUUGAAGAUGUCAGUACAGGCAGUGACUCCAGUAAUUUAACUCCAUUGCCUCUGAAAAUAAAAGACUCAACAAAUUGGAUGUCAUCAGAUUAAAAAGUGGCACAAGAGCCAGGUGUGGUGUCACAUACCUCUAAUCCCAGCACUGAAGGAGGCAAAGGCAGGCAGAUCUCUGAGUUCAAGGCCAGCCUGGUCUAUAAAGUUAGUCCAGGACAGCCAGGGCUACACAGAGAAACCUUGUCUUGGAAGAAAAAAAAAAAAAAAAAAAAAAAGAACCAAGCCUCACAGGAAAGGUGAUAAUUAAUGAAGUGAAGAUACAGCCUGUAGUAGGGGAGAAAGAUCUUUGCAUCAGAAGCUUAAUAUCCAGCAUAUACAAAGAACUCACAAUAACUUAACACCAAAGCAAGAUGGGAAAAUGUAAUCAAUAAGUGAGCAGAUCAUCUAUAUAGUUCUCAAAAGAACUUGUACAAACAGCAAACACCUCAGUGUCUUUAGGUAUUAGAAUGCAGGUUAAAACUUCAUUGAGAUUUCAUUUUAACCCAGUAAAAAUGGCUAUCCUCAAAAAAGCAACAAAUGUUGGUAAGAGAAAAGAGGAGAAAAGUUUGUAUCUGCUUUUCAUGGGGAUUUAUAUUAUUGUCAACUGUGGAAAUCAGUAUGGAGAUAUACUGAAAUUAGAUCUACCAUAUCAUCCAGCUCUACCACUUCUGAGUAUAUCCCCAAGGGAAUCUGAAUCAGCAUAAUACAGAGACACCUGCAUAGCUGUGUUCAUCACAGUAUUCAAGUGAUGACAUCAGUCAGGCUAGGUGUCUGUCUACUGAGAAGUGGAUACAGAAAACACACCGUAUAUAGAGCCAUUCGAAGAACAAACUUCUACUGUGGCCUGGUAAGGCUGCUCCCCCCUCAGGGGGAGGUGAUCAAUGAGCAGGCCAAUCAGAUUAUGUCAGAGGCAGUCCCUCUUCCCAUUACUAUGUAACCCACUUGGACACUGAACUGCCAUGGGCUACAUCUGUGCAGGGAGGGGUUCUAGGUUAUCUCCACGAAUAGUCCUUGGUUGGAGUAUGAGUCUCUGGGAAGUUCCCUGUGUUCAAAUUAUCUUGUUCUGGUGCUCUCCUUGUGGAGUUCUCGUCCCCUCCACCUCUUACUAUUUCCCACUUCUUACAUAAAAUUCCAUUCACUCUGCCCAACAGUUGGCCAUCAGGCUCAGCAUCUGCUUUGACAGUCUAUACUGCAGAGGCUUUCAGAGGCCCUCUGUGGCAGGUUCCAAAGUUGUUUCCUGUUUUCUUCUGGCUUUCAGAGGCCCUCUGUAGCAGGUUCCGAGGUUGUUUCCAGGCCAUAGUAGAGGACAAUGCAGCCACUUUUGAUGAGAACUGAUAGACUAAGAUCAGAAAGGAGAGGAGAACCUCCCCUAUCAGUGGACUUAGGGAGUGGCAUGCAUGCAGAAAGGGGAGGGAGGGUGGGAUCAGGAGGGGAGGAGGGAGAGGCUUAUGGGGGGAUACAAAAUGAAUAAAGUGUAAUUAAUAAAAAAAAAAAAGAACAAACUUAUGUCAUUAUAAUGAAAAUGGAUGGGACUAGAGAUUGUACUAGUAAGCCAGUUUCUGAAACAUGUUUUUUUUUUUUAUUUAAUUUAUGAAAGUUAAAGAAAAUAAAACACCUGAGUAUAGAUCAGGAGACUAUUAGAGAAGUGGAAGAUUUGAGGAAAAGGGAGGUUUUUGGGGUGGGGGGAGAUAGAGUGAGGAAUAAAAAUGUUUACAGAUGUAUACAUGUAUGAAUAUGCCAAAGUAAAAUGCACUAUUCUGUGUAAUUAGUAUAUACAAAUUAAAAGUUUGUGGUCUAGAAUUCUCAAAUUUUGUGUUGUGCUUCAGUGCUUUCCUUCUAGUAGAUCUGUGAACUUCUGCAUUAUACUUAAUCCUCAGCAUCAUUAGCGCAGAGACCAUUAGACUCUCAGAAUGUAGUUUUUUCCUGCUUUCUCAACAUUAGUUUCCCCAUGUAUUCUGCUCUUAAAAAAAAAAAAAAGAUUUAUUUGUAUGUGUGUGUUAUUCUUUACAUGCAUACAGAAGACCAGAAAGCCAGAAGAGGCUUACGUAACAUUUCCCAGAGCUGGAGAUAUAGGAAGUUUUGAGCUACCUGAUGAUGUGAGUUUUGAGAACUGAACUUGGGACUUCUUCAAGAACAUCAAGUGCUCUUCCAUCUGUCCAGUCCUUCCCCUCUUCUUUAAUAACAUAAGAAUUUUUAGAGGGUCCUCUUAGGAAUUAUAUUUCUAUACACACACACAUACACACACACACACACAACCAACCCAGUAUUUCUUCAGCGUCUUUUGGAAAUAAAAAUGACCAUGGGAUGAUGGAAUGGUUUGUGUCAAUGAGAUGUAAAUAGUCAAAACAACAUUUUGAUCAGUAGCAGACUGCUUGUGCUGCUACCAUAAAGUUUUAAUGAGCUGAAAUGUGAUAUUUUCUAGUGAUAGGAUAGCCAUUAUACUAUUAUGGGACAGUUUGCUAUACAUCUGUUGUGAUGUUUUUAUAAAGAAACAUACUGUACUGCCAGUUGUAUAAAAGUGUAACAGUAUGGUUGUAUAUAGAGCAAAAUGCUUGACAAUGAUGAUAAAUGACUGACUUUUUUGUGUAUUUAGUACACUGUAC